AAACAACACGCUGCUUAAAGCAGCCUCCCGGUCUAUCUUCGGGAUUGGAGAAUCUGGGUUAAUCCCAUUGUGGCUGAACCGAAAACAAAACCCGCGGACGAUAAUUAUUUGUUUUCUUAAAAACUAACAGUAUCUUCACUGGGACAGAUCCAAGUGCCUGACACCAGCCCCCUUUUUCGAUCAGAUCACACUCCGGAGCUGGACUUUAGUUUUUGAUGUGAAGAUUUGAUCAGUGGGAGGAGUAGGGUUUGGAGAGGGAUAAAAUAAAAGGGAUCGAACAGCUCCCCCCAUCCCCAAAAAAACAUCACUUGUCUUCCAGAUGCAUUCGCUGUUGGAUCGGAAAAAGAAGGAAGCGGGUGCUGAGCUGGGCUUGGUGGAUAUGCCAGGGGACAGUCUGCUCGGGCAGCCCCAGAGGAUGUGGACAUGUGUGGGCUGCCUCUGGGUGCUGCUGUCCUCCUGCCUGGUUGCAGUCUGCAGUUUCAGCUUCAUCUCGCCCGCUUGGAUCGUCAGGGAGAAGAGCAAAGAGUCGGUGAGCUUCGGACUGCUCUGGUACUGCUCCGAGAGUGUCUACAACUGCUACACCUUCGGGGGUCUGAGCAGCUUCGCUGACAUCCCUUCAGGCACUUGGCAGACGAGUGCUGUUCUGUGUUCCGGAGGCUGCGUGCUGCUGGCUACCAGUGCCCUGUUGGCUAUUGUUACUGUCUUCCUGCCAAGUGGACUGUGUGAGAAGAGAAUCUGCACACUGGCUGGCUACAUGCAAACAACGUCAGUGUUUAUUAUGGCGUCUGGACUCCUGAUCUAUCCUUUCGGAUUGAACUCACCCCUUGUGCAGAAAUACUGCGGGAAUUCCAGCAUUUAUCAUGCAGCGGAUUGUCAGAUUGGAUGGGGUUAUAUGCUUGCCAUCGUCGGGGUCAUGCUUGCAGUCUUCUUACCUUUCUUCUCCAAAUACGCACCGAAAGAGUCCAGCUCACCGACUCCAAUACCUACAAUCUUAUAGUACACGUUACAGAAAAGGGACAUGUACAGCACUGCUAAACAAAAACCCUGCUUUUAGACUUUCAGUAAUGAACAGAAGAUAUGAGAGCACUUCUUUAAGCUAUAAAAAAGCAAAAUAAGGUCAAUUUGAUUUAAGUGACCCAAAGUGCAUUACACAAAAAGUCUUCCUGAUUUCCUCAAAAUACACAACCAGCUGCCAACACUGCAAUUUGUGCAAACUGUUCUAAGGAAAUCAGUUCCGAAAUACAUGCUGUGAGCAGUAUUACUGUUACAUGGAUUACAAAUUUAACUGGAAACAAAUAUCUAUUAAUUCAGGCAAUUCGUACCAUCAGCUGGGUUGGCUGUAGUUUUGAGGAAACUACAAGGUUGAGUAACAGUAAGAUAUGCGAGGGUUCAAUUUACUAAAGAAUUUUGAUUACGAUGAACAAAGUAACAGAAAUAAGCUCUGUGAAGAUAUCACAGUUACAGAAUGGCAGCAUAAUGGUUACUAGCUCAUAAGAAGGAUGCUGAGGUUUAUCAUUGUUCAAUGCAACCCUCAAACAAUGAACUGUGAACAGAUUAGAAAAUGAAGAGUAAUUCUGUGGUUACAAGGUUGCUUAUUUCAAAAUAUUCUUCCGUUCCAUGUCUGCGAGCAUCAGAAUAAAAUUUUAACUAGUGUACAAGACUGCCAGGUAACAUAGAA
Messenger RNA from Hemiscyllium ocellatum (epaulette shark), 1678 nucleotides. RefSeq names its product LHFPL tetraspan subfamily member 7 protein. Gene Ontology annotation, cellular component: membrane. NCBI's taxonomy places the organism in Eukaryota, Metazoa, Chordata, Chondrichthyes, Orectolobiformes, Hemiscylliidae. The transcript has 3 exons. The record is from RefSeq and is a predicted model, not a curated record. The coding region runs from base 320 to 997 and encodes 225 amino acids.